Messenger RNA from Daucus carota subsp. sativus, 1080 nucleotides. RefSeq names its product probable carboxylesterase SOBER1-like. NCBI's taxonomy places the organism in Eukaryota, Viridiplantae, Streptophyta, Magnoliopsida, Apiales, Apiaceae. The coding region runs from base 53 to 844 and encodes 263 amino acids. Gene Ontology annotation, molecular function: carboxylic ester hydrolase activity; palmitoyl-(protein) hydrolase activity. The transcript is spliced from 6 exons. Gene Ontology annotation, cellular component: cytoplasm. Gene Ontology annotation, biological process: protein depalmitoylation. The record is from RefSeq and is a predicted model, not a curated record.
ACACUCUUUAGAAUAUUGGGUACAAAGAGCAAAAAUUCAUUUCAGAUCAAACAUGAAUUUCACAUUGUUAGCAAAGCCAAUUCUUGUUCUUAUACUCUCCUGCACCAUAACUAUCUGCUUCAUAUUUUUACAAUCCAACCCAAACCCAAAUAUAAACCCAAAAUCAUCUUCUCUUGUGAACAAUACAAACUAUACAAUGGCAGCUCGUAGCUUUAUAUUGUGGCUUCAUGGGUUGGGUGAUUCGGGUCCUGCUAAUGAACCCAUUAAAUCCCUUUUUACUUCUCCUCAGUUCAAGAAUACUAAGUGGUCUUUUCCUUCUGCUCCUUCUAGUCCAGUUACCUGUAAUUAUGGUCAUGUGAUGCCCUCAUGGUUUGACCUUCUCGAGAUACCCGUAACAGCGCAUUCUCCAAGAGAUGAAAGUUCGGUUCUUAAAGCAGUUCAGAAGGUUCAUUCUAUGAUAGACAAGGAGUUAGCUGCAGGGACAGAUCCUAGCAAUGUGUUUGUUUGCGGGUUUAGUCAAGGAGGUGCCUUGACCUUGGCCAGUGUUUUACUUUACCCAAAAACUUUAGGUGGAGGAGCCAUAUUUAGUGGAUGGGUCCCCUUGAAUUCUUCUUUCAUAGAACGAAUGACGCCAGAAGCAAAGAAGACACCUAUCUUGUGGUCUCAUGGUAUUGUAGACAAAACGGUAUUGUUUGAAGCUGGACAAGCAGGUCCCCCGUUUCUCGAGCAAGCUGGAAUGAGCUGUGAGUUCAAGGCAUAUCCAGGUCUUGGUCAUUCAAUAAGUAAUGAGGAGCUCCGAUACUUGGAAUCGUGGAUAAAGCCUCGCAUGAAAAGUUCUUCGUAACUUUUAGGCUCUUUUGCAUUGCCCAGAUUCUUAUCCAAGAGUGUAUGAUGUUGCUUAGCUCCAUUUAAUACUAGUCCGACAGCAUAUAAUAUAGAGAUGAAUAUUAAAAUGUAGGCUUUCGGUGUUUACUGAAAUUUAUCUAUAUUAGACCCGUGUUUUCUUUACUUAUAACAUAACAUGGACAGAUGUCCUAUACUCUCAUUCUACAUAUAUACGGAUUUUAAAGACUUGAAGUU